Molecule: messenger RNA, 717 nt
Organism: Protomyces lactucae-debilis
Lineage: Eukaryota; Fungi; Ascomycota; Taphrinomycetes; Taphrinales; Protomycetaceae
Product: histidine phosphatase superfamily
Exons: 1
Source: RefSeq, a predicted model, not a curated record
AUGCUAGAGAAGAUCAUCAUAACAAGACACGGCUUCCGCAGCAACUGGGCCAACACAGCCUGGUCACCUUCACCCACAGGCAUCGACGCCGACCCGUCCCUCAGUGCACACGGCACAGCACAGAGUCUGCAGCUAGCGGAUCAUCUGUGUACGACAGGCGGUCACGGUCCAAUUGACAAGAUCUACAGCUCGCCCUUCUACAGAUGCGUACAAACAAUCGCCUACACGGCACGCGCAAGUCAUCAACAGAUCCAUAUUGAAAAUGGCAUUGGCGAGUGGUAUGGCGUUGUCAGCCAUCGAACAGCCUCGCAUCCAUCACCUGCAACGGUCUCUCACCUCCAACGACUCUUUCCACCGCUCUCCAGUCAUUGUAAGUUGAUUCAUGAGGGGUAUCAAGCGCAAUGCGUGCCAAGUACACGGGGUGAAUCCAUGGCUGAUAUUCACGCUCGAGCAAAACAUGCCAUUGACCUCAUCAUUGCUGAUGCUGAAGCAGCGGGUUGUAAGACGAUUCUACUAUGUACCCACGCAGCAACCAAUAUCGCACUCGGUAGAGCACUGUGUGGUGAUGCUACACGCACAAUUCCAACACCCUGUGCGAGUGUUGCUGUGUAUUUACGGAAAGAAGCUUACGUACCUGGAAGACUUGGCGGCUGGCAGGUGGAACGGCUCGGUGAUUGCAGUUUCUUGGAGGAUGGCGCAGAGCGUGAUUGGGACUUU